CACUCAUAAACAAUUCAGUUGUUAGCCAGGUCCCACAAAGUGCAUAUUUAGCAGACGAUUACGCGCAUCAAAUGUACUUGCAAUGAAAUCCACAAAUAUACAAUUCGUCAUAGUGGUGACGCUCUGCGAUUUACUUAUUCCCGCAAAUACUGCGAAUAUACUUAGUUUAGUCGAGGUGUUAACGCCGGAGCAACAACUUUGGCAUGAUGCGGUCUACAGAGGACUCCUAAGUAGAGGCCAUAAACUUACGAUAGUAAGUGGCAGCAGGUUGACCUCAAAACCUCCAGGGGUUGUACAAAUUCACUUGGAGGAUGUGAAGGCAAUAUUAGACACCAAUAAGCCGCCCAAACUCUUUACGAAUCCAUGGCUGAGUCCCUUUGAGCGAGUUAUUCACUGGUACGACAGACAGAUGAAAAUCUGCAAAGCUGUUCUUUCCUCAAGCGGGCUUCAGGAGUUCAUCGUGCUAUCUAGGCAGGCGGAGCCGUUUGAUUUGAUCAUCUAUGAUGCAACAUAUGGGCCAUCGUGUUUACUAGCAUUGGCGCAGCUUUUCGAGAAUAUACCGAUCGUGGCAGUGAGUACUUCGUACAUCACACCAGAUCUGCUAAAAGUUGCCCGUGGCACGCAUAUACAACCUGCCACAAUACCACAUUUCACCACCGUCCACAACGAGCACAUGAACUUUUUAGAGCGUCUGCACAACACUAUUGUAUAUGCAAUGGCCAGCUUCUUUCGUCAAUUCACCGUGGAAAGCGUUCACGAGGCAUUGUUGGCCAAAAGCGAGGAGUUGCAGGAAGCGCAUAUAAAACCCCAGUUGGGAAAAAUAAUUGAUCGCAUUAAGGUGGUGCUUGUCAACAGUCAUCCGGCAACCGACUACGUACAUGCGUUGCCGGCAAAUGUAAUCGAAGUUGGUGGGUUGCAGUUUGAUAAUGUGAAUCGCCCAUUAUCAGUCGAAAUGCAAGGGUUCAUUGACAACUCAGAGGAGGGUGUCUUUAUUAUAACGCUUGGCAGCCAAGGCAACAUAAACGAGCUGAAGCACGACGUCAUCGAAGUUAUACUGAAUACAAUCGAUAGUUUACCCGAGUAUGAUUUCAUAUGGGGGGUGGAUAAGCUUCCAAUACCCACUGAAAGCAGACCGAAUCUUUUUGUGGGUAAAUGGUUGAAGAAAAGUAAUAUAUUCGCGCAACGUAAGGUGAAAGGUUUCAUUAGUGGAGGCAGUCAUAUGGAUGUCCAAUCAGCUGUCUACUAUGGAGUGCCUAUUAUUGGAAUACCUGGUGAAUUAUAUCAGCCAAAUGCUGCUCAACGUGCGCAGGCGUUGGGUUUCGGAAUAAGAGUGGAUCUUAGUUCAGACCCUCAAAAGCUUUAUAGUGCCAUCAAUACUAUAUACUUGGAGCCGAAGUUUAAAGAGAAUGCAAAAUCCCGGCAAGCUGCUUUUCGUAAUCGGCCUCGUGAUCCUCUGGAUGAAGCAAUGUGGUGGAUUGAGUAUGUCUUGUCGCACCCCGUUGAGAGUGACUAUCUCUUCUCUCGGGCAUCAGCCGAUACAAGCUACUUUGUGAUGCAUUCCCUGGACGCUAUAUCUGUGUUAGUUUUUAUGUUGGCGAUGUUCUUUGUUAAUUGCUAUUUUGUGUUGAAGCAUCUAAUUGAAUAUUGGAAUACCAAGGGGCAGCAUGAAAUCGAAGCGAAAAACGAAAAUUCAAAGCGAAAAUUGAAAAAGUCAAAUAGUAAUAAGAAGAAAAGUCAGUGAAAUCGGCUAUUCCAUAGAAUAAAUGCAUUUUCACACUUAAAGAUGUAAUUUUUUAAAAUUUCUAAGUGGGAUCCUAGCUCGACCUAUUCCUUUCGAGUUCCCGUUUAACUUUCGAGCCUAUAAUACAUAUUUCAUUGAACUUGAAAAAUAAUUUUAAUUAAAACAUGUUGUGCAGUGGACCUUUCGCAGAAGUUUCCUAUAAUUAUUUAGUAAAAUUCAUUUAUUCAUUUAUUUUUUAUUAGAUUAUAAUAUAAUUAUGAAUAAUUGUAUUACAUUACGAAAGGUCCUACUAGCUAAGCCUAUCGGCCUACAAAAAAUUGCACUGUUAUUGUUACUUCCCUAAAGAGUAAGGCUCAUUUACCACGCCCGACUACAAUCCAGACUGAAAAGUAGAUUUUUUAAAUUUUAGAACAAUUUUCCUUUGUACGAAAAGAAUAUGGCUGUGUAUCGCUAUGUAUAAUCGAGUUUCACUAUUUAAGGGGGGAGCCUGGUUUAUAAGGUCAAAAAAAUCAAUUUUUUUUUCGUUGUAAGCGAUUCCUAAUAUAUUUCAGAAUAUUCACACAAAGUUACACAGCCUAAUUCUCAAUAUUUCCGUAGAUACAAAGCCAAAGGUAGGCGAGCGUUAGGUAGUUACGCAGCUAUAGUACAAACUUUAUCUUCUUUUCUCGACUUUUCAUUUUUACAAA
This is a messenger RNA of Anastrepha obliqua, 2427 nucleotides long. RefSeq names its product UDP-glucosyltransferase 2 (gene Ugt305A1). The record is from RefSeq and is a predicted model, not a curated record. Gene Ontology annotation, molecular function: UDP-glycosyltransferase activity. Bases 83 to 1741 code for a protein of 552 amino acids. Lineage: Eukaryota; Metazoa; Arthropoda; Insecta; Diptera; Tephritidae. The transcript has 5 exons.